AAAAAAAUAUGAAGUCUUCAUAUAUUUAGUAGAUUACUAGAUACUGCAUUAAGUCUAAGUUAGAGAGGUUAGGUAAAUAAAAAAGACGUCGAUUUAAACUUUUUCUUUUCAGAUUAUUAUUUAAUAAUAAUUUCGAUAAUAUCAGCAUAUAUGAAAGAUAUAAAAUGGAUGGAAUUGGGUUGUAUCGUAUAUUUUUACAAACACAUCAACCCCAGCUCAAGUCUUCCGGAGUACCAAAAAUAUUUUGGGAAGCGUUAUUUAAUAAAUUAAAGAAUCAAGAUUUCGAUGCCGGUCUUGUAUUUCAAUUGGCGAAGAUUGAUUAUGAAGAUGACGAAAGAGAGCCUAAGGAUCCCAUUUGGAAAUUAUUUGUGUCUGCAGAAAAUGGUAUUUCUAUGAUAGAUCCUAAUAAUAUAUAUUUGGUGGAUCAUGCGUGGACAUAUGAUACACUUAAUGCAAGAGCUAAUUUAACCAAUGUACCAGGCCUAUUAGAUAGAAUGUGUUCUCUUAUGGGAUAUGAUAUUGAUAACGAUGAGAAUGAAAAGAUUGAAUUUGUACUUAAAGAAAUGUGGAGAUAUAAUCAGUCAUUCUCUCUAAACAGCGGUACCAUAGAAGAUAGAAUGCCCAUUUGGUAUAUAAUGGAUGAAGUUGGAUCUGCUAUUAAUCAUAGCGAUAAUCCUAACUUUAGAACCGUACCAUUUCUUUAUUUACCAGAAGGUGUAACAUAUACACUAUUAUUUCCUAUAAAGGAUGUUAAGUUUGAGGAAGAAGUUACCAGAGAUUUUAUAGAUGGUCAAACUAGUGAUUUAAAGAAAAGACAAGCGUUAUUAUUACCAUGGAUAGAUAAUUCGUUUAUCAAUAAAAGUUUCGUACAAGAGAGUCCUAGUGAAGAUUAUUUUUUGGCUGGUCAUAUAGCAGAAGAUUUACCAGACAAAAUCAAUGCGGAAGAAAAUAUAAUACGAGGACCAAAUGAAAAACUUAAAGUUUAUUCACAAUAUAGUUAUGUAAAUAAUUAUUUAACAGAUCCUGCAUUUGAAAUUGUUGACAGUGAAGAAGACGCUGAUAUUUUAUGGUAUAAUUCUCAUUUCAAGGAAUAUAGAGAAUUAAGUAUUCGUAGGCCUCGUGUUUUUGUCAAUCAAUUUCCUUUUGAAAAUAUUUUGACAAUAAAGGAUCUUUUGUGCAUCGUGUGUAGACGUAAAGCAUCGGAUAAAUCUUACGAUGUUGAUACAUUAGAAACUUAUCCGUUAUGGUUACCAACGACAUAUAACUUAAAUACAGAAUUGGUACAAUUUGUCGCAUAUUUUGAACAACGAGAAUCGAAAAACUUGGAUAAUUUGUGGAUAUGCAAACCAUGGAAUUUGGCAAGAGGUUUGGAUACACAUAUUACGGACAAUCUUUUUCACAUUUUACGAUUACCAAGUACUGGUCCCAAAAUUGCACAAAGAUAUAUAUCAAAACCAGUGUUGUAUGAUAGACCAGAAAUAGGUUUUGUUAAAUUUGAUAUAAGAUACGUCGUCAUGUUAAGAUCUGUUUCACCAUUGAAAGCAUACGCCUAUUCCAAUUUCUUCUUGAGAUUUGCCAACAAAGAAUUUGCAUUGAACAACUUCGACGUUUACGAACAACACUUUACCGUAAUGAAUUAUUCCGAAAAUACAGAUCUAUGUCAUUUAAAGUGUGCCGAUUUUAUCAUUGAAUGGGAAAAACAAUAUCCCGAUUAUCCUUGGACAUCAUACGUCGAGCCAACAAUAUUAAACAUGUUUAAAAAUAUAUUUGAAGCUGCCGUAGCUGAAAAACCGCCCCAAGGAAUAGCACAUUUUCCACAAAGUAGGGCAGUUUAUGCAAUAGAUUUGAUGUUGGAAUGGAAUAAGACUAGUGAGAUGCAACCAAUUUUAUUGGAAAUUAAUUUCUCACCGGAUUGCAAAAGAGCAUGCGAAUAUUAUCCAGAUUUUUAUAACGAUAUAUUCAAUUGUCUUUUCUUAGAUAAAUAUAAUCCUGAAGUAUUCCAUGAUUUAUUUCCAACAUCAUCAUCAUCAUCGACGUCGUCAGCAUCAUCAUUGAACAAUUAAAUAUUGUUAUUCUCUCAUUGAACUAUAAAAGUAUAAUACCCCUAAGCGUAUGCCCAUUUUCAUAAGUAUCGAAAAGCUAUUAGCCAAAAGUAUCAAGAAUAUGCUAUCGCAACCAAACAAAGAGCAUUUACUUAUUUAGAAUACGAAGGAAGAGGUGGCUUAACGCAUUUGGUAUGCGUUAAUGAGGACAAGUAGCUCUGGUUAAUUUGUAUAUACGAGAGCGCGUUAAAGGGUACAUCUGCAGUGUGAAUUAUUCGUAGCUUGCAUAAAUUGACACUGUUGUAGGAAGUCGUCUGGUGCCAGCCACUUAAUGGAAUAAUAAACGAGGAAACAAUUAGAACAGUUUCAUGACAUAGCUCAUGGUCAACCUGUGUAACCUUGUAUUCUGGAAACACACUGGUACUCUACUUAUUUGAUGUAUCUCUGGUUGGUUGGUACUGUGUCUCUACGCUGUGAGAUUUGACUAUCAAACUAAAUUGUUUAAUUAAUCCUAAUGAAACGUAAUACACAGUUAUUAAAGUUAUGUUUUAUUUAACAAAAAUAAAUAAAUGAUUAAGAUUUCAUAUAAUAUAUAUAUAUAUAUAUAGAUAUAUAAACUUACGGAAAAAAGUUGAAUCGUUUUAUAGCAUGUCUGAACGAUCUAAUGCGAGCUUUUGCGACGAAAAAAAAAAAAAAAGAAAAAAGAAAAAAAAGACUUUUAUUACAGCUUUCGAAAAGUACGUACGUUCAAGUCGACGUUUAUAUUCAUAGCAAAUUUUUAUUGGACGUUGAUACAUCGUUUCAUUUUGUAUUUAUUACAUAGUUAAAAUUAAUAGGCAUACCCUUGUCCUGUGAAUACAUCGUUAUAAAACUCA
Polistes dominula (European paper wasp) is the source of this 2917-nucleotide messenger RNA. It is a transcript of the gene TTLL12, whose product is annotated as Tubulin tyrosine ligase-like 12. Gene Ontology annotation, cellular component: cytoplasm. NCBI's taxonomy places the organism in Eukaryota, Metazoa, Arthropoda, Insecta, Hymenoptera, Vespidae. Gene Ontology annotation, biological process: protein modification process. The record is from RefSeq and is a predicted model, not a curated record.